Corticium candelabrum is the source of this 1455-nucleotide messenger RNA. Its product is annotated as twinfilin-1-like. NCBI's taxonomy places the organism in Eukaryota, Metazoa, Porifera, Homoscleromorpha, Homosclerophorida, Plakinidae. The coding region runs from base 38 to 1153 and encodes 371 amino acids. The record is from RefSeq and is a predicted model, not a curated record. Gene Ontology annotation, biological process: barbed-end actin filament capping; regulation of lamellipodium assembly; actin filament depolymerization. Gene Ontology annotation, molecular function: actin monomer binding; actin filament binding. The transcript is spliced from 8 exons. Gene Ontology annotation, cellular component: actin filament; myofibril; cytoplasm.
CGCAGAUGAUCUCAAAUCGGUAAGUCGCGUGGUAAACAUGGCUCAUCAAACUGGCAUUCAACCGUCUGAUGAUCUGAAAAUCGCAUUUGGUGGGGCGUCGGGAGGCGCCAAACGCUUGCUGAAGAUUGGAAUAAGAGAUGAGGCGAUGGUGUUGGUUAAGUCUGAUGACCCGUCGGGUAGUUGGGAAGAAGAUUUUGAUGCCAAAGUUCAGCCAUGUCUGGAUGAUGCCAAGCCUUGCUACAUUCUGUAUCGUCUAGACUCAGUGCAUGGAGAAAGUUAUGAGUGGCUUCUCUUUGCUUACACUCCAGAACAGAGCACAGUGAAGGACAGGAUGUUGUACGCUGCCACACGCUCGACACUAAAAAUGGAGUUUGGUGGUGGCAAAGUGAAGGAAGAACUCUUCGGCACAGCAAAAUCUGAAUUCACUCUAGAGGCUUACAAGGCACACUUACUAGCUGCGGAGGGCCCUGCACCACUUACAUUACAAGAACAAGAAUUACGCUCUCUAGCUGAGGCAGAUAUACAAGCCAAGACAGAGAUAGGGACUCAGACGCGACAUUCACAUCUUCACGGUGUGAGCUUCCCGAUAGAGGAGAAGGCGUUAACGUAUCUGACAAAGCUGAAAGAGAAGAAGAUUGUGUAUGUUCAACUGUCAAUUGACAUCAGUGAUGAAAAGAUUUGUUUGGCAACACACAAGGAGGAAUUAACUGUCGGCGAUCUUCCUUCUAUUGUACCAAACGAUCAUCCGAGAUAUCAUUUAUUUCUGUUCAAGCACACAUAUGAAGGAGACUACCUGGAACAAAUAGUGUUUAUCUAUUCAUGCCCCGGGUACAAGAGUAGUGUGAAAGAGAGGAUGUUGUACUCAUCUUGUAAAGCCGCUGCCAUAGAAAUUGCCGAAACUAACUUGCAGAUGGAGAUUGUCAAAAAGAUUGAGAUUGAUGAUGGUUCAGAUCUGACAGCAGACUUUUUGCUGGACGAGGUGCAUCCAAAAUCAAUUAUUUACAAGCAACAGUUUAUGCGUCCACCACCACCUCGUGGUCGCCGGCGAUCAAAGUCACCAAAGCCUACUACUGAGAACAAUGACGGGCAAUCGAAGUCACCAAACCCUGUUAGGGAGACUAACAGUCGAGAAGGUUCUAGUGAACCAAAUUAGUCUCAAACAGGCCACUUAGUGACUUGACCAUUUGCAUCAACCUUGAUUGUCUAGCUAACUUAUUGCUAGGACAUGUUUUGAUUUUGUCAUGUCUUUCUGUAUGGGCUGGGCUUUACUGACUUUGUCUUGAAUGGAUUGUUAUGUAUUGAACCAACAUUAGUUUACAUAUAGAUGUAGAUGGUUAUAGAUAAUAUAUGUCAUCAGUACAAUGGGUGUAUGAAUGAACUGCAGAGAAGUGAAUAGCGUGGGUGGUAUCAAAUAUGAUGUGUUGAAAAGAAUUUAUUUGUGCAAAGAAAAAAUUU